This is a messenger RNA of Blepharisma stoltei, 1928 nucleotides long. The record is from the annotation of a GenBank genome assembly. Lineage: Eukaryota; Ciliophora; Heterotrichea; Heterotrichida; Blepharismidae.
AUGUCGUCUCAACCCUCAGAAGAACUAGCACAAAUCACAGAUAUGCUGCUUGCUGCAGGCUAUUUCAGAGCAAGAAUUUCAAACAUUUCACCUUUUGACAAAGUAAAUUUCACCUAGAUUUUGGGAGGAAUGGCAUGGUGCAUUACCCUGGCAAAUGAAGAUAUUUCUUUUGAAUUUUCAGAUGAACUUAACAUGGGUAAAAAAAUGUAAUGACUAUUCAGUGCGCUGAGCGAAAGUAUUGUUAAAGCCUUAAAAAACAUGGGCUCUCCUUACAUCAUUCAGCCUCAUCAAAUUCAAGGCUUAGAUUAUGCUCAUCUCUACCCUGUUAUUCAGUGGCUAGUUAAAGCAGUUCUCAGUUCUCAACAACAGCAAGCAGGUCUGACUAAAAAACAAGCUUCUUUGGUAUACUAUAAAUUUGCAGGAGAACAAAAACAAGCAGAUUCAUUGGAGGAUGGCGAGAAGCCAGAGCCGCCUAAAAGACAAUUUAAGACCCUUUCAACGAAAAAAUUGAACGACCCUGUUCGUGUUUAUUCUGCUCUUAUGGAAUUCGGAGAUAUUACUGCAAGCAAAAGUUAUGAAAACUUCUUAAAAAAUUAUAGCGAAACCACGAAUAAAUCCUCAACAGUAUCUGGAUCUGAAGCACUUUUUGAGCUAGGAGGAGAAGGGACAGUGAAUCCUCUAUUAGAAAUGGGUGCUGAGCAGAUAGCGCCAAGAACCUCUUUAUUGGCUACUUUUGGGCAGAACUUUGCUAAAAUGGUGAAAAAUGAAGAUAUAUCACUUUUCCUUGAAUAGCCCGAUAACGGGCUGGUUUCAUCCCGUUAUCGGGCUAUUCAAGGGAAAGAGCUAUAUCAGCAAUGCUAGAAACGAGUAUUUAGAGUCGAAAAAAGAAGAAGACCCUGAAAUUUUACAGAGAAGACUUGAAAAAGAGAGAAUUGAAAGGCUUAUUCAGACACUUACCAAACAAAUUGAAGCUAAACAAGAAGCCAAAAUAACUCUGGAGCAGGCGAAUAAAGAAAUAAAAGAACAGCUUGAAAACUUGUCUGUGGAGGAAGCUGAAAUUAAAAAUUUGAAAGAAAAAUUGGAAAUUUCUAUUAAAAACGUUGAAGAAAACGCUUCAGAAUCCAAAGAAGCCUUGCAAGUUGAUGUUGUAAAAAGUGUUGAAGUGCUUGUGGAAAGAAGAAAUGAGCUGAGAGAAAAACAAAGAAACGUAAAAAAUAUGUAGCUUAAAGAAAAAUGCAGCAAAGAAAUAGAAGAAUUGAAUAAGAAAAAUGAAAUUAAUAUUGAAUCAGAAAUCAAAGAGUGGUUUGAAAAAAUCGAAAAGUCUUAUGAAGAGACUUCAAAAAAAUACGAAAAAGCUAGCAAUAUUUUAGCUGAAAAAAACCAAGAAGUCGCGAUUUUGCAAAGAAGAUUGGAAAAUACGCCCUCACAGACAGAGUUAACGCAGUAUCAAAGAAGAUUUGUGGAACUUUAUGAGCAGAUUAACUUGAAGGUUGAAGAAAAUAGAAAGUUUUUUACGAGCUAUAAUUCUUUGCUGGAAAUUAUGCUAAAUUGAACUGAAUUAAGCAGCUAUUUUUAUGAUUUAAACUUAAUUUAUAUAAAAAAUCAGGCAAUAGCAUUAUACAAGGUUUUGAAAAAAAUAGAAAAUUUAUCUUCGAGAGUAUAAAGAUUUACUUUCUUCAGAAGUUCAGAUGCUUGACUCAUUCCAAAAAGGAUUCAAAGACGCUAAAAAGAAAUCUGAAAAAGAUGAAUUUGCUGAAAAUGUCAAAGAGGCCACUCUUCAAGUAAAACAAAAAGCUAAAAAAGCAGAAGAUAAAGGCAGAUCUGUUCAAGAAGAUCUCAAACAAAUGGAAAGGAAACUUAAGCAAAUUGAAGAGGAGGAGAUUGCUUAUUACCAAAUGGUUAAACAGUUCCAAGAUCUAAUAGGCUAA